Molecule: messenger RNA, 1654 nt
Organism: Punica granatum (pomegranate)
Lineage: Eukaryota; Viridiplantae; Streptophyta; Magnoliopsida; Myrtales; Lythraceae
Source: RefSeq, a predicted model, not a curated record
UUCAAGUCCCAUUCAGACCAUUGACACGCACCGAGCUCAUCAGAGAAUCAAUCUCCUUGCUACAUUAUUCGCCCAUCAUGGCUUCGUUACGAGUUAAUUCGUGUUUAUUAUCUUCUAGCAGUGCUUCUGCUUCUUCUUCUUCUUCUUAUUCGAGUAGGAGGAUAACAGCUGCGGUCCAUUUAUCCGGUUCCCAGAAGGCUUGGUCGGCCAAACCCAUCACGGGGAGGCUUGUCCGUGAACUGAAUACCAGAAGUGGUUACGUUGGUCCAGCGCAGCAGUUACUUGACCUGACUGGUGACAUGACAGUUGUAGUAACCGAUGAGCCCAGCGGACCGUCGGGUGCUGUAGCCAAUUCAGUGACCGAGCAGAUGUACUCGAUCCUCGAGGCGGUUGCAGAUAGAGUGGAGAUGCAUAGGAAUAUUGGCGAGCAGCGGGACAACUGGAAUACCCUCUUGCUCAAUUCCAUCAACAUGAUGACUCUCACGGCCACCACCAUGGCGGGCCUUGGAGCAGCUGCUGGAGGUGGAGCUCCAUUGGCGCUGAAGCUGUCUUCAACUCUAUUGUUCACAGCAGCCACCGGGAUGUUGCUUGUGAUGAACAAGAUCCAACCCUCACAACUGGCCGAAGAGCAGAGGAACUCCGUGAGGCUAUUUAAACAGCUCGAGAGCGAGAUCCGGUCAAGGCUCGCCGUUCGUGCCCCCACUCAAGCUGAUGUGGAUGAGGCUAUGAAGAAGGUGCAUGCACUCGAUAGGGCUUACCCGCUCCCCUUGCUCGGGGCCAUGCUAGAGAAGUUCCCAAAAAAGUUCGAGCCUGCCUCCUGGUGGCCGAAAACCAAAACUAAUAAAGCCUCGGCCCACCGAAAUAAUAUAAAGAUGAACCAUUUUCCAUCUACCGGGGCCCGUGCCUGCUUGGAUCGGAGAGUGUGUAAUCAAAGUGAGGGGAAGAACGGGUGGAGCGAGGAGUUGGAAGUGGAGAUGAGGGCCAUUGUGGAUGUUUUGAAGAGGAAGGAUGAGGAGGAUUACCUGAGGCUUGGCAACAUUGCAUUGAAGGCCAACAAGGUGUUGGCUGUUUCAGGCCCGGCGCUCACUGGCCUAGCCGCCGUGGCUUCUGCCUUUGCUGCAGGAUCCUCUGGAGGGGCGGCAGCUGCUGCCAUUGUGGCAGCUGCAUCCGGCUCGUUAGCGGCAGCAGUGAAUGCAUUUGAGCACGGUGGGCAAGUGGGGAUGGUGGUAGAGAUGUACAGGAACUGCGCAGGAUUCUUCAUGCUGCUGGAGGAGUCGAUCGAGGUGACGCUGGAGGAGAGGGAUGUGGAGAAGAGAGAAAAUGGAGGGUUGUUUGAGAUGAAAGUUGCCCUCAAGCUUGGAAGGAGCCUCUCGCAGCUUCGAGAUUUGGCUAGGAAAUCCAUUUAUUCCGAUAUCGAAGGGACUGAGAUUGAUGAAUUUGGAAGCAAACUCUUCUGAAAGUCUGUUCUUGAGCCAAAAUUUUAACUUGUAUAGAUAACAUAUAGUUGGACCUUUCUAAUCAAUCAUUCUUCGAUUCUUUCACCACAAUUUUGUAUAUCUCCUGUAAAAACAUAGUUUUCUCACUCAGUGAAUUUGUACACACUUUAUGAACAAUAAUGCUCUUACUGAAUUUUGUAUCUCGGAACCAAUCUCAU